This is a messenger RNA of Neurospora tetraspora, 453 nucleotides long. RefSeq lists its product as uncharacterized. The record is from RefSeq and is a predicted model, not a curated record. The annotation marks the transcript as partial. The transcript has a single exon. Lineage: Eukaryota; Fungi; Ascomycota; Sordariomycetes; Sordariales; Sordariaceae.
UCAACCUUGCCGGUAUCGAGAAGCAGCUUAACAACCGCUUCAUGCCCAUUCUCCGCCGCCCUAUACAGCGCUGUCCAUCCAGCCCAGUCCUUAGGAUCUGCGUCAACCUUGCCGGUAUCGAGAAGCAGCUUAACAACCGCCUCAUGCCCACUUGCUGCCGCCAUAUGCAGCGCUGUCCAUCCAUUCUUAUCCUUAGGAUCUGCGUCAACCUUGCCAGUAUCAAGAAGCAGCUUAACAACCGCCUUAUGCCCACUUGCUGCCGCCAUAUAUAGCGCUGUCCAUCCAUUCUUAUCCUUAGGAUCCGCGUCAACCUUGCCAGUAUCGAGAAGCAGCUUAACAACCGCCUUAUGCCCAUUCCUUGCCGCCAUAUAUAGCGCUGUCCGUCCAGCCCCAUCCUUAGGAUCUGCGUCAACCUUGCCGGUAUCGAGAAGCAGCUUAACAACCGCCUCAUGC